Clarias gariepinus (North African catfish) is the source of this 1464-nucleotide messenger RNA. RefSeq names its product potassium voltage-gated channel subfamily H member 6-like. Gene Ontology annotation, molecular function: inward rectifier potassium channel activity. Gene Ontology annotation, cellular component: membrane. NCBI's taxonomy places the organism in Eukaryota, Metazoa, Chordata, Actinopteri, Siluriformes, Clariidae. Gene Ontology annotation, biological process: regulation of ventricular cardiac muscle cell membrane repolarization; regulation of heart rate by cardiac conduction; potassium ion transmembrane transport. The record is from RefSeq and is a predicted model, not a curated record.
AUGCCAAUAAGUGUGCAAUUCAAUAAUUAUGUAUAUACUGUAUCUACUGUAUCUGUGUAUGUACUGUCCCUAAGUGCUGAUGUCCUUCAUGAGUACAAGUUACAAGCUCCACGCAUCCACAAGUAGAUUAUCCUACACUACAGCCCUUUUAAGGCUCUAUGGGACUGGAUUAUUCUGUUACUGGUUAUCUACACAGCCAUCUUCACACCAUACUCAGCAGCUUUCUUGCUAAGUGAUGAGGAUGAGGCUGCCAGGCAGUGCUGUGAAUACUCCUGCAGUCCCCUAAAUGUGGUGGAUCUCAUCGUAGACAUAAUGUUUGUUAUUGAUAUCGUUAUUAACUUUUGCACAACUUAUGUCAAUACCAAUGACGAGACGGUCAGCCAUCACAGACGGAUUGCUGUCUAUUACUUUAAAGGCUUGUUCCUCAUCGAUCUGGUGGCUGCCAUUCCCUUUGACCUGCUUAUCUAUCACUCUGGAGAGGAAACAACCACUCUGAUUGGUUUGCUCAAAAAAGCUCGGCUGCUGCAAUUAGUACAUGUGGCCCGCAAAUUGGACCGAUACUUAGAGUAUGGCGCAGCAGUGCUCUUCCUUCGUUCAUCUCAAAUUAGUUGGCUACACUCACUGGGAGAACAACUUGGCAAACCUUGUAACGAGACAACUCCAGCAUCUGGACCAACCAUUAAAGACAAAUAUGUCACUGCACUUUACUUUACCUUCAGCAGUCUGACAAGUGUGGGCUUUGGGAAUGUCUCACCAAACACCAACUCUGAAAAGAUCUUCUCAAUUUGUGUUAUGCUCAUUGGUGCACUAAUGUAUGCCAGUAUCUUUGGGAAUGUGUCAGCUAUUAUCCAGAGACUUGACUCUGGAACUGCUCGCUACCACACUACAGGUGCAGGAAUUCUAGAUGCUAUGGAUGCGAGAAUUCAUCCUCUUCCACCAGAUGAGUACUUCCAACAUGCUUGGUCCUACACCAAUGGCAUUGAUAUGGAUGCUGUGCUUAAGGGUUUUCCAGUAUGCCUGCAAGCAGACAUUUGUCUGCAUCUGAACUGCAGUUUGCUACAGAAAUGCAAAGCUUCCAAAAGCUCCACCUAAGGCAACUUACGUGCUCUAGCCAUGAAAUUUAAGACGACCCAUGCCACACCAGGAGACACUUUGGUCCAUGCAGGCGAUGUCAUUUUACUCCUUUACUUUAUCUCCAAAGGCUCCAUUGAAAUCCUGAGGGGAGAUGUUGUAGUAGCCAUUCUGGGUAAGGAUAAUUUAUUUGGCAUUAUCCCCAUUAAUUUGUACAAACAACCCGGGAAGUCGUGUGCUGAUGUCAGAGCACUGACCUACUGCGAUCUGCACAAGAUCCAGAGCGAAGAUGUUCUGGAGGUGCUGGACAUGUAUCCAGAAUUCUCAGAUUGCUUGGAGAUCACCUUCAGUCUUAGAGAUGUAUGUACCUAUGCUGAAAAUGACAGUUUUUAA